Ambispora gerdemannii is the source of this 324-nucleotide messenger RNA. The record is from the annotation of a GenBank genome assembly. NCBI's taxonomy places the organism in Eukaryota, Fungi, Glomeromycota, Glomeromycetes, Archaeosporales, Ambisporaceae.
AUGGUAGUCAACGUUCCGAAAACCAGAAAUACCUAUUGUAAGGGGAAAAAUUGCAAAAAGCACACUCCCCAUAAGGUCUCUCAAUACAAGAAGGGAAAAGAUUCUCUUUAUGCUCAAGGAAAAAGACGUUAUGACCGUAAACAAUCUGGUUAUGGUGGUCAAACUAAGCCGGUCUUUCACAAAAAAGCCAAGACUACCAAAAAGAUUGUCCUUCGUUUAGAAUGUCAGAGCUGUAAAUAUAAGCAUCAGAUAGCGUUAAAACGAUGCAAACAUUUUGAACUUGGUGGUGAUAAGAAGACAAAGGGAGCUGCUCUCGUGUUUUAA